AUGGCCAUGCGUUGGGUUCAUGAAAAUAUUGCAGCGUUCGGUGGGGACCCUGAUAAAGUGACAUUAUUCGGAGGUUCAACAGGUGUGGCAAGUGUGAUAUUACAAGCAAUGUAUCCGGGAAAUAAAGGACUAAUAAAGAGGAUAAUUCCACAGAGUGGGAGCAUAACCUGUCCAUGGGUUUAUCAGCGAGAUUCAUUACAGAAUGCUAAACGUAUUGCUAAUGUAGUCGGAUGUCCAACUGACGUAGAAACUUUAGGACUUGCAUCUUGUCUAAGAAAUAUUCCCGAUGAAAUGUAUAUAAAAGCGUUAAAUAAUCUAUUGAAUGGCUUCAGAAAAUUUCAUAUGGAGUUCGUUGUUUCUGUUGACGAAGUAUUCGUUCCAUUAACUACUUGGGAAAUGUUGCAUAGCGAUUCAAUGCAGCAAAGGCGAGGCGGGUCUUCUUGCGCAGCUUCGAUGUAA
Messenger RNA from Ruditapes philippinarum (Manila clam), 459 nucleotides. Its product is annotated as bile salt-activated lipase-like. The record is from RefSeq and is a predicted model, not a curated record. The transcript has a single exon. NCBI's taxonomy places the organism in Eukaryota, Metazoa, Mollusca, Bivalvia, Venerida, Veneridae. The coding region runs from base 1 to 459 and encodes 152 amino acids.